GGGGCCUUUGGAUGGAGAGGGGGGUGAAGCCGGCUAGGUUUGGAACAAACAGGGAAGGGAGAGGACGGCAGUGAGGAGGGGCGCCUUGGACAAGAGGUGAGGCUGAGGCGCAGGAGAGUGUGUUUGGGGGAAGGGAAACCAGAGCAGGUAUGGAGGCCGCCUCUCAGAAGGUAGCUAUGGGGCUAGACUGAAGACCCCUGGGUGGGAUUGAGGGGCGGUGACUGGAAGUGGGGAGCAGGUAGCCUCCCAGAUCCUGGAGAAGGAAGAAGGCGAUUUGGGCCAUCAGUGAGGGAAGUGGAGAUGAUCGCUGAGGAGCCAGGGCUCAGGAAGAGGGGUGGACGAAGGCCGGGGCCCAGGCGAAAAAGUGGAAGGGAGGAUGGCAGAGGAUGGAGAUAUUUGGCUAGUGGUAUUGUAGAUGCCCAACUCAGAGUGCCCCCACCCUUUCUCCAGAAUCCCCACCCUGCCCUCAUGACACUUCCCCAGUCUCAGGGCCCAAAAAGGGGUGAGGAGUCUAACUGUCUCCCCCUUCCCAGUUGGGGUGCAAUGUACGCAAGUAGGCCUGGGCAUAACUCCUUGUCUGUGGGUAUGUCCAGUUCUGUGCAGCCUAUUUGUGUGUGUCUGUCUGGAGGUCUAUGUGUGCUGUGGGUGUGUCUGAUGUUUAUGUCUGUGUGUCUGCCUGUUCCUAGGCUGUGUUUACCUAUGCCGGUAUAUGUGUCUGGUCUUCUGUUCAUAUGGGUCUAUGGCCCUGUGGUUUGUAUGUCUGAAUGUUUGUUUGUGGGGCCUGUGUGUAUGUAUCAGGCUGUAUUUACAGGAUGGAAAUCUGUCGAUCUGAUCAUUCAGGAGUGUGUAAUUGUGGCCCUGAACACCUUUAUCAGGAUGUGUGACUGUGUACACAUGUCCAUCUAUGUCUCUCUGUAUGUCCUAGGGGCAGUGUUGGGUUUUCUGUGUCUCCAUCUGUUUUCCACUCUCUGAGGACCCAAGUCAUGUCUCUGUUCCUCUCUCUCUCUCUCUCUCUCUCUCUCUCUCUCUCUCUCUCCCUCUCUCUCAUUCAUUCCUGGCCCCCACCCACCCCACAUCUUUCUUUUUUUCCUUCCCAUCUUCCCAAGUGGAUCCGGGACCCAGGGAGGGCCGUCCCCCGGGCCUGGUGGCACUGAGCAGGGCCCCCCAGCCCCCACCUCCUGCCCCACGACAUGAACCUCCUCUACCGAAAAACCAAGCUGGAGUGGAGGCAACACAAGGAGGAGGAGGCCAAGAGGAGCUCCAGUAAGGAGGUGGCUCCCGCAGGCCCAGCGGGGCCUGGGGCUGGCCCGGGGCCUGGGGUCCGAGUGCGGGACAUUGCCUCGCUGCGUCGCUCCCUCAGGAUGGGCUUCAUGACAAUGCCUGCCUCUCAGGAGCACACCCCCCACCCCUGCCGCAGCGCCAUGGCCCCACGCUCCCUCUCCUGCCACUCAGUGGGCAGCAUGGACAGUGUGGGGGGUGGGCCUGGGGGAGGCGGUGGGGGUCUCACCGAGGACAGCAGCACCCGAAGACCCCCAGCCAAGCCCCGGAGACACCCCAGCACCAAGCUCAGCAUGGCAGGGUCAGGGGCAGAGAUGCCUCUUAGCAAGAAAGCAGGUUUACAGAAGGCAGCCCCAGAGGGCCGAGAGUCCAGCCGGAAGGUUCCUCCACAGAAGCCCAGGCGAAGCCCCAACACCCAGCUCUCUGUCUCCUUCGAUGAGUCUUGUCCCGCAGUCCCCUCUCCUCGAGGGGGGAACCUGCCCAUUCAGCGCCUCAGUAGGGGAUCCUGCAUCACUGGGGACCCUGAGGUGGGUGCCCAGGAAGAAGAGCCAGUGUACAUCGAGAUGGUGGGGGAUGUCUUCAGGGGAGGAGGGCGAAGUGGAGGGGGCCUGACUGGACCCCCCAUUGGGGGUGGGGGCCCAGCCCCUCCAGCUGGCGUUGACUCAGACUCGGAAGAGAGUGAGGCCAUAUAUGAGGAGAUGAAGUAUCCCCUGCCUGAGGAGGCAGGGGAAGGCCGGGCCAAUGGGACCUCUCCACUGACCGCCACCUCCUCGUCACAUCAGCCUCAUGCUCUCCAGCCUCACACCCACCGCCGUCCAUCCUCAGCCCUCCCUAGCCGGAGGGAUGGGACGCCCACCAAGACCACUCCUUGUGAAAUCCCCCCGCCCUUCCCCAACCUCCUCCAGCACCGUCCUCCACUCCUGGCCUUUCCCCAAGCCAAGUCUGCUUCCCGAACCCCUGGUGAUGGGGUCUCAAGGCUACCGGUCCUCUGCCACUCCAAGGAGCCAGCGGGCUCCACCCCAGCUCCCCAAGUGCCUGCCCGGGAGCGGGAGACACCUCCCCUACCGCCACCGCCUCCUGCUGCCAACCUGCUGUUGCUGGGACCCUCGGGCCGUGCCCGGAGCCACUCAACACCGCUGCCACCCCAGGGCUCUGGCCAGCUCCGGGGGGAGCGGGAGCUCCCCAACUCCCACAGCAUGAUCUGCCCCAAGGCAGCAGGGGCGCCGGCAGCCCCUCCUGCCCCAGCCACCUUGCUUCCUGGCCCCCCCAAGGACAAGGCCGUGUCUUACACCAUGGUGUACUCAGCAGUCAAGGUGACCACGCACUCCGUCCUGCCAGCUGGGCCACCCCUGGGUGCUGGGGAGCCAAAGACCGAGAAGGAGAUCUCAGUCCUCCACGGGAUGCUGUGCACCAGCUCAAGGUCCCCUGUGCCUGGGAAGUCCAGCUCCCACACUGGGGCCAUGGGCGCAGCAGCUGGGGUUCUCCACCACCGCGGCUGCCUGGCCUCCCCACACAGCCUUCCAGACCCAACUGCAGGCCCCCUGACUCCACUCUGGACCUACCCAGCCUCAGCAGCUGGGCUCAAGAGACCCCCUGCCUAUGAGAGCCUCAAGGCUGGGGGGGUGCUGAAUAAGGGCUGUGGAAUGGGGACCCCAUCCCCCAUGGUCAAGAUCCAGCUGCAAGAGCAAGGGACCGAUGGGGGUGCCUUUGCCAGUAUCUCCUGUGCCCACGUCAUCGCCAGUGCAGGGACACCAGAAGAGGAAGAAGAGGAAAUGGGUGCCACGACAUUUGGGGCAGGCUGGGCUCUGCAGAGGAAGGUCCUGUAUGGAGGGAGGAAGGCAAAAGAGCUGGACACAGAGGUCGAGGAUGGUGCUCGGGCCUGGAAUGGCAAUGUCGAGGGUCCAGGCAAGGUGGAGCGUGAGGACAGGGGCCCUAUGGCUUCAGGGAUCCCAGUGAGGAGCCAGGGGGCAGAGGGCCUGCUGGCCAGGAUCCACCAUGGAGGGGACCGAGGAGGGAGCCGCACAGCGCUGCCCACACCCUGCCAGACCUUCCCAGCCUGCCACCGAAAUGGAGACUUCACAGGAGGCUACCGCCUGGGGCGCUCCGCCUCCACCUCUGGAGUCCGUCAGGCCUCGCUCCACACACCUCGGCCCUGCAGCCAGCCCCGGGAUGUCCCGAGCCAGACCCACCCUGCGCUGCCGCUGCCGCUGCCCCUGCCGCCUCAGCCGGCCCGCGAGCGCGACGGCAAGCUGCUGGAGGUGAUCGAGCGCAAGCGCUGCGUGUGCAAGGAGAUCAAGGCGCGCCACCGUCCCGACCGGGGUCUCUGCAAGCAGGAGAGCAUGCCCAUCCUCCCUAGCUGGCGGCGGGGGCCCGAGCCCCGCAAGUCCGGUACCCCGCCCUGCCGCCGGCAGCACACGGUCCUCUGGGACACAGCCAUCUGAGGAGGGCGGGAGGCCGGGCUCCGGGACUUGGGAACGGGGCGGGGCCCUCCGGGAGACUUGCCUUGAAAGAGGGACCCUUGAAAGGACCAGGUGAGAGCGCCAGGAAGAACCCCUGCCCUCCUCCCUAAUCUCCGGAGACGGGGAGUCAGUCUGCCAGGCCUAUCGGGCUUGGGGCACCAGCAGCACCCAAAAAAAUUUUGGGGGAGAAGGACGGUUUGCUUGAGGCUGGGAGUGAGGCCGUCGCGCAGCUCUCGCCACUGAGUGUGGUAGACCCCUCCUCCUGCGAGGGCAAAGGCCAUGCCAGAGGUCAGCAUGGGGGAGGUGGGAAGGGUUAGGGAGGAAGGGCGGGUCUAUUGAGGGCGAGGGACUGGAGAGUGAGAGGUGGAGAAACUUUUUAUAGAGUCGGGAAUUGGGGAGGGCGUAUUUAUUUUGUUAUUUAUUUUAGUCUGGAGGACAAUUCUGGGCCCUCCGACUUACUCCUGAGCAGGGAGUGGGGAAUGUCGGACAAUUAAUGGGAACCAAGUUUUCACUCUUCCCCCAUGCCGAAAGGCCCCACCAUCCGUGCCCACCCCAAAGCGAGGGAUUGGUCUGGUCUGGGAAGUGGAGGCCUAGGGCCACAGACUUAGUUACAGUACUUACAAGUCGCCGGUAGUGAGAGUGGCCUGCUCUGAACCUGGCAUCUUAUUUAGCUUUGGCACCAGGUAUGGGUGGGAUGAUGGGGAAGAAGGGAAAUUUUAGCGGGUGGGGGAGGGCAGGGUAUUUAUUUAAAUUUUAAAAAAAUCAGAAGAGAUGUCAGGAACUUUUUUUUAAUUCCUUUCUUUUCAGAAUAAUAUAUUAAAAGACUAACGAUCCUAGAACUGGCUUGUUAAAUUUCAGUGUGCUCCGCCUUUCUUAACACCUGUUUUGAUUUCCCUCUGGCCCGUGGUUUGUGAGAGUUGAAGGUUGUGCAGGCAGGGAUGAGUGGCUGUGGCAAGUAACAAGGACAGGUGAAGUCUGAGGUAAAUCUUCAGCAGGAAUGCUACCGUGCAGUGACUCAACGAGCAUUUAGGGAGCAUCUGAUGUGUGUUUGGCAAUGCGCCAUUGCAGAAGGAAUAUUCAGACUGAGGCCUGCCGGCAAACAUCUAUAGUCUACCCAGGGAGAUGAGCUACCUGAGCCAACACUACACAGUGCUCCAGGAGUAAGAGAGGGAGAGGGCUGGAAUCAUAUAAGAAGGCUUCCUGGAAAGGGAGCCUAAAAAUACAGGUAAGAUUUGGAUAAGCAGAGAAGGAGGGAAAAUUCCAAAGUCACAGUGUCAUUGUAGAAGAUGGAGGAGGGGGAUAGGAAGUGUGUUUAAAUAAUGCAGAGUUGGCAUGAUGAAGCUGGUUCAGAAAGAUGGGCCUUAAAAUUAAAGCAAGAUGCUGGUCCUGGGGAAGGAAUGCAGAGGGAUACUGGAAGGAGAGAAAGAUAAAAAGAGUGUCUGGGAGAAUGGAGGGCAAGGGACAAUAAAUGGGACAUCUGCGAAGCCCAAGGUUGGAGCUCAUGUGAUUGCAGAAAUAAUCAUCUUGACAGAGCAAGGAAAGGGGUUGAGAGGACGAUCAAUUGGAAGCAAUGGUGAAUAUUUAGAUUGAAAGGUUUAUGAUCAGAUAGAACAGUAUUUCAAAGAAAGUGGUGGAUGAUACAAGAAAUGUUUUUAAACAGUAUGGAGAGCUUUUUUUGAAACUUUAAUAGUCUUGUGUUUAUUUUCAUAUUAGAGAAAUUAUAGUCAACACAUCAGACUUCUUGUUAUUUCAUGGAUAUUAUUGCACAAGACAAGGCUAAUUUUUAAUGAGCUGGUUUAAAGAAAAAAAUUAAGCAAUUAAAUGAUGGUACAGGUGGUAUACAGAAUACGAAAAUUACAGUGGUAUGAGAAUUGUUGAAAUUUAAGAAACACCCAAUCAGAGAUAAAAUGAUAAUUUGGGAGAAAUUAUAAGACUGUGGACAAUAGGAGUCAUCAACAUAGAAAUGGUACUCAAGGCCAAGACUGAGCUCUAUAGGACAGAGUGUGG
This is a messenger RNA of Hipposideros armiger (great roundleaf bat), 5744 nucleotides long. It is a transcript of the gene NYAP1, whose product is annotated as neuronal tyrosine phosphorylated phosphoinositide-3-kinase adaptor 1. The coding region runs from base 1191 to 3719 and encodes 842 amino acids. The transcript is spliced from 6 exons. Gene Ontology annotation, biological process: phosphatidylinositol 3-kinase/protein kinase B signal transduction; neuron projection morphogenesis. The record is from RefSeq and is a predicted model, not a curated record. Lineage: Eukaryota; Metazoa; Chordata; Mammalia; Chiroptera; Hipposideridae.